Molecule: messenger RNA, 28289 nt
Organism: Xyrichtys novacula (pearly razorfish)
Lineage: Eukaryota; Metazoa; Chordata; Actinopteri; Labriformes; Labridae
Source: the annotation of a GenBank genome assembly
AAAAAAACAGGACGAAGAAGAAACCCAUCCAUCCAUAGGCCAGCUGCGGCUAGUUAGCAGAAAACAUAAACACCGAUCCAUCUCUGAGGAAAUCAGACUAUUUCUCGGGUUAGAUUUAGUUUUCCUCGUUGCUCUUUCUUUUAUAACUCUUACACAGUGCAGUAGGUUGUUUGAACCGGUCAUGUUAGUUCGGACUUUUGGAAACAAAAGGCCCUGAGGUUGUCCUGCUAACCGACGGUAAGAUAUUGGUUUAUAGAAACAGCUAUCUGAACGGCUAAGCUAACAUCCUUUAUGAAGGUUUCUGACGCACUGAACUGAAAUUAAACCCAUUUUACAACUCCACGUAAUUCACUGAAGAUUUUAAGGACGUAUUCUAACGUCAUUGCAUAUUUAAGUCAGCAUUUAUGGUGAAUACAGAGACGCUUAUACGCAGACCCGUUACAAUGACAGAAUUUGACCCAUAAACACAGAGGCGUCCUUUCUUUUCUUCUAACCUGAAAUUCUAGUUGCACAAAUGCUUAUUCUUGUAGAUGCAGGGUCGUUUAGAUGUUCAUACAUACAUUAAUUCUUGAGAACAUUGAUUAGAAUCUUAGAGAGAGUCUACUUUUGUGGCUGGUCGGCCUGUACGCCCACCCUGGUGAGGAGCUGGAGAGGCCUGUAGGGGGCUGGACUGGACUGGAGUAUAGAAACACCGACAAAGUUCAGGCUUUUUGUUUGACACAGAAACACUUUUAGGAUUAAUCUUUAUCUGUUUAACCCUUAUGAGUGCAACACUGUAAUUUCACCUGCUUAUUAAACUGUGUUUGUUACCUUCUACUCUUUUUUUGGACAGACACUCUUUUUGUUUUGGUAACAGGUGUUGAAAAAAUCCUCAUUCUUUUCCUUUUUUCCCCUUAUUUCUCAAUUUGACAAUAUCUUGUCACAUUGCAAUAUUUCUUAUCCAUUGGUUGGAAGGGAGCAGGGGAAAAGAAACGUCUUAUAUCACCCGCCCCUCACUCAAAGUCUAAUUGUUCUAAUAAUCUAUCACUGAGCAACAUUCAUACCACAAAACAAAAGAGUAACAACAAAACAAACAGAACAGAGUUUCAAAUUGAUUUAUCGGUCACUGAGCUUUACUGUCGUCAUACCAUUAUGUAAACAAAACAAGCAUAAUAAUAAAUAUAAAUAAAAGACAGCAUUUUCAGCUGACUUUUCAACAAGAAUCAUUGGUUACUUUUGUCAUAAUCUCUAAUUGCAUUUUCCUUUAACAUUUUCUUGGCUUGUAAAAGAUUUGUACAGGUCUUCAAUUCAUUACUUUGACAGUUCCAUAGUUUAACUCCCAUUACAGAGAUACACAUCUGUUUCAGAGUUGUCUGUGCAAACAGGUGUGUAAAAUGAAACUUCCUUCUUUGUUCUCCAUCAUCUGAUCUCAGAGAACCAGUAAUUUCUAGUAGAGAGAGACCAACUUCUAAAUAUUUAGAUGAAAUCAGCUCCAUAUUUGCAAAAUAUUCACUUAAAUUCAGCUAUUUCUUAUCUUAUCUGUUCUUUUCAUUAAAUCAAAGAUGUGAUACCAGCAUUAUGUAGCCAACCUGCUCUUCUGUUAUUCUUAUCAGCUGUUGAAAAACAGAUAUUUUUAGCACAGUUCAAGUUAAGUAAGAAAGUCACCUGCUGUCUUCACAGACCAUGAUUCAGCUGGAAAAACCAGUGCUACCUGGUACCAUGCCUGUGGUAUGGCCCACAAUUCUUGACCUGGGCCGGGAUGAAUGCAAGAGGAUUCUUCGGAAACUGGGUGAGCUUACUGGGCAUCACUAUACAGUAUACACUCAGUUUAUACAGCUGAAAAUUAGGCUACCCAGAACAUGUUUUAGUUUUUCUGGUUUAUCUCACAGUAUCUAAAUGUCUCAUUAAUCUGGAUCCUGUAAAGCUAAUUAUCUGGUUGUAGUGUUUUACUUGUAUGUCGUGUUUUUUAAGCGUAGCAUUUACGGUUCACUCCAGUCUUUUCAGCUGUUUGAUGAGUGCUUUUGUUUUCCAGAGCUGGAGGCGUAUGCUGGAGUUAUCAGCGCCCUGCGAGCCCAGGGAGACCUGACGAAGGACAAGAAGGAUCUGCUGGGGGAGCUCACUAAAAUCCUUGGGUAAUUAUUUCUUAUCUGAGUCAAACAAUAAGAAUGUCAAAACUAAAUUAUUAACCGUUUGUCUGCCUCCUUUUACAGUAUCUCCACAGAGCGCCACCGUGCAGAAGUCCGCAGAGCUGUCAAUGAUGAACGUCUCACCACUAUUGCGUUUCAGUAAGUGUGAAAGCCUUUUGGUGUCGUCUUUAUCUUACAGUCUGAAAAGAAGUAUGGUAUUUGGCGCAUAUAAGUUUGUCAAUUCAUGGUUUUGUCUCAAUAACCGAAUGUGAGGAAUAAAGGUUUUAAAAAAACAUUUAACUGAACACCUCAUGUCCUCUUUUGCAGCAUGUCUGGUCCUAACAGCUCAUCUGAGUGGUCCAUCGAAGGACGCCGGCUGGUCCCCCUGAUGCCCCGACUGGUCCCUCAGACAGCCUUCACUGUGACCGCGAAUGCUGUAGCCAGCGCCACAGCCAAUCAAAACGCAUCCCUUCUGCUGCCAGCUGAGACUGGAAACAAAGAAGGUGAGCCGGCUUCACUUCAUUUUUAAUCAGAGAAGCUGAAAAAACAGAUAAGAUGUUGACCAUGUUUAAUUCUCUCCCCGAAGUGGUUGUCUGUUACUCCUACACAAGCACCACCUGUACCUCCACCAGCGCCACAGCCACCAGCGGCACCAUCGGAGCGACUGUAAAAUCACCACGACCUCCCAGUCCUUCUUCUAAUGUGGUGGUGCUGCCCAGUGGGAGCACGGUCUAUGUGAAAAGUGAGUGUCUGCAUUUCAAUAAUGUAACAGAAAGUUUUUUUUUUUUUUCCAACAGGUUGCUGCUGUUACUUUUAAAAGAUGAAAAACAUAAUAUUCAGUGUAAAAAUAUAGAUAGAUUGCAGGUUGGAAUAAUAAUCCUGCAGAUGUUAUUUUUAGACACAAUCAAUUUUUCAAAUUUGUCAAAACUUCAGAGUUAGAAAGACAUAUUGGACUUCUUUUGACUGAGAGCACAGCUUAAUGGAUUCUCCUUACAACAUGAGAUUUGGGGAAGUCUUUUUGUAUCUUUUUUUACUUUUUUUUUUUUUUUGCACUGAUCAGCCUGAGGGGGGCGCCACAGGGCAGGUUAUUCAUUACCAAGUGGGUUCAGCAUCAGGAAUAGAGCUGAGUAAAUACUUUGAUGAAAAGUAAUUGUUUUUAAUAUGUGUAACAUCUUAGUGCUACCUCAAUCAAAUACUGAGUUUGUAAAAAAAGAUGUUAUUUAGAAACUGAACAUUUCUAGAUCUGAAACCUGCUCCUUAGUCAAUCUUUAAGAAUAUUCUAAUAACUUGAUAUUUCUCAAUUUCAUCAUCUAAAAACCAGGAUCAUCCAAAUUAAGUAAAAAAAGACUUGAAAUUAAAUAUUUUAUGCUUUAGAUUAUGAAUAAAAACUCAUAUACACUCCUUUAUUCAAAACAGUCUGGAUAUGCUGGGUUAAAAUUAACAAUUUAUCCAGCAUGUGGACAGUUCUCAGUGUAAUCGUGAGGAUAUUAUAGGGAGUAAGAGUUGAAUGAAAUAUGAAAUCUAAGUGUGCACACUGUAAACUGUAAAGUUCUGGUGAGAUCUUCAGAUUUAUAAAACUGUGUUCGAAAACGCUCAUUUUUCCUAUUAAUAAAUUACAGUAGCUGAUCUUCAAUUAGGUCCAGUGACACAAUCAUCUCAUGGCAAGUAAAAACUCCAGUCUGCUAAUUUUUUCUUUCUUCUGUCCUCACAGGCGUGAGCUGUUCUGACGAGGAUGAGAAACCUCGAAAGCGAAGGAGGACCAACUCCUCCAGCUCUUCACCGGUGAUGCUGAAGGAGGUCACCAAAGUGUCACCGCAGGUGUCCAAAAACAUCACUGUCCCCGUGAGCGGCAGCCCCAAGAUGAGCAAUAUCAUGCAGAGCAUCGCCAACUCACUGCCACCCCACCUGUCCCCGGUGAAGAUCACCUUCACAAAGCCCACCAUCCAGACCACCAGCACCACCACGCAGAAGGUAAGAGUUGCACAAUUACCAGAGUACAUCUUUCAAACACGCUGUUCACAUGAGAAUUAAAAAAUGUCUUAUCUUGACUCAGGUGAUCAUCGUCACAACGUCCCCCAGCUCCAACUUCGUCCCCAACAUCCUGUCCAAGUCUCAUGCUCACAACAACGCCGCUCUGUCCAAACUGGGCUCCUCUUCCAUACUGGCCACACCCACACAGAAGCAGACAGUGGUGUUCCCGGCAAGCUCCAGCCCAUCUCCGAACACCGUUGCGGUGACCACAGUGGUCUCCUCCACACCAUCAGUGGUCAUGUCCACUAUGGCAACAUGUAGGUUCCCUUUUUUUUCCCACCAACAUGUGAAAGAGAACCAAGAACGAUGAACUGUCCGUUAUUUUAAUCAGUAUAUCGUGUUUCAGCUCUUCAGCGAGGUUUUCAGCUUCUCCACUCUCUGAACCCCCACCGUCUUCUUCCUGCUUCUAUAGGCGCCGCUUCAGCAGGAGUGAAGGUGGCUUCGGCCAGACUUCCUUCACCCAAAACCCUGGUGGGCUCACCCGCUCAGAUCCUGGCUCAGUUCCCCAAACAGCAGUCACCCAAACAGCUACAGCAGGGCUCACCUUUAGGUGCUGCAGGUGUCAGUCAGGGCCAGAUUACCAGCAGCUCAACUGGAGCAAAACCCACCAUCCAGAUCAAGCAAGAGUCUGGUAAGCCCACCUCAGAUCAUCAAGUAGAGAAGUAUAAUUCAGUUUUUGCUUGAUUUUCAUAGAUUAUUUUAAUGAUAAAGGGAUUGCAAGAGACUUUUAAUUGGUUUUUAUAGUUUCUUAUUUUCUUUUUCCUCUUAACAAAGUAUAUAUUUUUUACAUAUAGACCUACAGAGCCUAUAUAACAAAUAAAACCUACCAUAUAAUAAGAAAAUUAACUUUAUUUUGAUUGUGAAUGUAUCUGUUUUUUACCAACAGGAGUCAAGAUAAUCGCUCAGCAGGUUCAGCCCAGCAAAAUCCUGCCCAAACCGUCAUCAGUGGCUCUGUCUAGCAGCAGCUCGUCUCCCAUAAUGGUCGUCAGUAGCAACGGAGCCAUAAUGACCACAAAACUGGUCACUCAGCCCACAGGUAAUUAAACAAAAUCCAGUAAAUUAACUUUGGCGUGAUGUCUUUUAGGUCUGUCCUGUUGCUAUGUUACAAUUCAUGUGCUCUUAACACUGAAAUAGAAUUUUAAAAAGUACUUCAUCCUAAAUGUAAGAGACGUAUUUCAGUCUGUAGACUCUGUUAUGAGCAAUUAGAUGUUAACUCAGUGUUUGUCUGCAGCUACCCAGGCCACCUACACGAGACCCACCGUCAGCCCGGGCAUUGGCGCCAGAAUCUCAGCCUCCAGUAGCGGGACGACCUACGUGAAGACCACCAGCGGUAACAUCAUCACAGUGGUGCCAAAGUCUUUGGCGACUCUGGGCGGGAAGAUCAUCAGCAGUAACAUCGUCACUGGUGAGUCCUCCUGACGCCAUCGAUUUGAGGUCAUCCCCGCAGUUUAAUAAAGAUCAGUUCAGGUUUGAUGGAUGGAAUUAUUUCUGCUGCAGGGACAACCACUAAGAUCACCACCAUCCCCAUGACUUCCAAACCCAACGUCAUCGUGGUUCAGAAGACCACAGGGAAAGGAGCGACUAUCCAGGGACUUCCGGGCAAGAACGUGGUCACCACGCUUUUAAACGCAGGGGUCAGUGGAACAUCUCUGUUUGAACGUUUGUAUCCUCAGUCCAGACAAGUUAUCAGCCGUGGUAAACUGUGAACUGUGGUGUGUCUCAGGGCGAGAAAGGCCUGCAGGCUGUUCAGGGGACCAAACCGGCGAUUAUCACCGCCUCCAGACCCAUCACCAAGAUGAUCGUCACCCAGCCCAAAGGCUUGGGCUCUGGAUCUCAGACCACCGCCACCAAGAUCAUCCCCACCAAGAUCGUCUACGGACAGCAGGGAAAGACUCAGGUGAGAGGUGUUCUUGUCUUUGUUUCUCUUUCUUUUCUCUUUUUUGUGUCUUAUUUUUAAAAACAGUUUCUGCUGACCUUUGAUUACAGUGUUAAUCUGAUUUUAUUCACUAGAGGAAAACCCCUGAACCUGUAGGCAGACAGAUAAAUACUGCGCUCAGAUACUGACCUUUACUCUUCCUCCAUUCACUUCCCUCUGAUUCAGGAGAUGUAUUACUCUUCAGCUUAGUGUAAUCGAUCACACAGGCAGAGACAUUUUGCAUACAGCUGACUGGUGUGUCAUUUGACUUUAGCAAAUGUGAUGUGGGCAGUAGUCACACCACCAUAUGACCCGAAACAUGUCAUGCAGUCACCAGUUUCUGGUUUUCCAAGACUGAUGUCCAGUAAAUGUUCACCUGUAUCACUUAAAUUCAGCCUCUCUGAACACUAAGGGAACUGACUGCUUUCCAAACAGCCUGUAUCUGCGUGUCACAUGAUUGUAAAAUGUAAACAUGCACUUGACACUGCUGCCAUCAUACAUACACAAGCAAAACAAAGCAGGACUUUGUAGAAACUUUGUAGACUUUGAAAAUGUUCAUUUCAUGAUUUCUCCAGAAUUUAAAAUCACCAUGACAAUCGCGGCGGAUGAUUCAGAGGAAUUACAAGAGUGCCCGAUAUGAGAUUUGAAACUGUAUCACAUGGUUUUUAAAGGAAGAGCCCGCUCAAAAUAACUGAAGCGACGCCUGAACACCUCACACCUCUUCAGUAUUUCUCUUGAAAUCUGUUUGGGGAUUUUUUAAUUUAACGGCUAAUGUCAUUAUAUAAUCUUAAAGGGUAAUUUCCAUCAUACUUAUGUACAGAUGGUUUUUACCACAUCUGCACCUUUUAAACAAUCAAAACAGUAAAAUAGGUAAAGAAGCUGUUUCUGCUAAAUUAAGAGUCCGCUUAGUGAUCACAGAUUGAGUAUUUGAAUCUUGAAAAAUUUAAAAUGACAAUAGGAAUUUGCUGAUUUCUCCACAUCAUAGUUUCAAUAUCAAAGUUACCACUAGGAUCUAAAAAUAGCAACAACCCAGUUUCAGUUCUCACAAAGAAAGAGGAACCUAAGGUUGAUGAGUCAUGCGUAGGAUUCAGUACAAACACUCUCCUGCUGACCACAAACCAGAUCUGCUAUAAAUAGAAACGGCUCGUCCGAGUGGUGUGGUAACUCAAAAACUGCAGUUGACCCAGGUGUGGUACAAGAUGAGAAAACACAAGCGGAAAGAAAAUAAACACAAUGAAUUAAAACAUGAUAUCCACACAGUAUAGCUGCAGAGAAAAAUGCCAUAGUGCUCAACUGGAAUUAAUCUUAUAUUUACUACUGUCCACUGUUUGUCCUCUCCAGUUUUUAGUCUGGAUCUUAAAGCAUCCAGACCUCAGCGCUCUUGACUGGAUCAUGUCGGUGCAACAACUCAGACAAAUAAGAUUGUAUCAGCCCAUUAAAAGCUUUUUUUUUCUCAAAUGUCUAUAUUGUUUUUACUUUUUAUAAUGUAACACCAGAAGCAGACAGAGUACAGUGUCACUUGGCAGUCAAAUUAGCCUUCUUUGUUCAGCUUUGUAAAGGAUUUUAAGGUGGGGGGGGGUCCACUUUCUCCAGCUGUGUGUAUAUUGGCACUGUGAUCGGUAAGGGCCGUUGAAAACAGAGAGGACAUGCUGGUUUGAUAUGAUUCAAUGUCUUUUUUUUCCAUUUAGAAAACAUGAACACAUUACAGUCACUCUCCAGUUUACAAGAACUUAAUGAAGCACCUUUAAGUUUAAAACACGCAAAGUGACUCUGACAGCGUUUAUGACCGCAACAUGACUGAUCACAUACAACCAGAGAAAAUAAAAUCAGCACUCAGAGCAUCUACAACCUCCUGCAUCUUUCUCAAAGGCCCUCUUUUUUUAAAUUUUAAAGUCACUUAAGGAGACCCGCACCCUCAGACGCAAAUCCUUCUGCAGGAGCGCUUUACCAAACUCUUUUCUCAAACAAGUCUCGUGAUUGUGUCGCAGAGCAGAGCCCGAAGCUUUCAGUAUUCUUCAGCUGAACAGAGAUUAAAUUAGAGAAACAGAAACUAGGAUCUUAACCUUUAAGUAUACUUUUAUUUUUCAAUACAUCUGUGUAAAUGAGGAAAAUAAACACACAAAUAGAGUUAAAAAUUUAAAAACUUACUAUAUGAAAUUAUCAUUUAGACAUAUUUUUGCUACAUCUCCUUUUUAAAUUUUUUUUUUUCAGGUUCUCAUUAAGCCCAAGCCGGUCUUCCAGACAGCGUUGGUUGAACAGACCAGACAGCUGGUCACCGAAACUCUGCAGCAGGUGACCCGCUCUGCCGACAUCGGGCAGGGUCAGAGCUCAGGACAAGAUGGAUCCACCAAGGAGGAGUCCAGUGAGGCCUCUCACAGCAGCACUCAAGGUUAAAAAAGACACACUGGAUUUCAUUAUUGCACGAUCGUGGAUGGAUGUGUAUUUGAUGAAGAUAUCAUCCUUUUGAAACCGACUAUUCUCCCAUCAUUCCUCAGAACCUCAGCCUGUGGUGCACGUAGUCACCUCCAGAGAGCAGGAUUGGACCGAGCAGGAAGUAUCGGUGGAGUCCAGCCCGACUAUAAUCUACCAGGAGGUGUCUGCCGGGGAUUCCCAGUCAGCCGCCUCCACCAUCAAAGCUCUGCUGGAGCUGCAGCAGACAACAGGUGAGCUAUUAUGUCACCAACAGGCUGCAGAUGUGAAGUGGAAAGAACGGGGGAAGUGGAAAAAAAGUCAACAAAACAAACAACAACAAGCCUGUCAUUGUUAUAUAUAUUUUUUUCACAAUGAGCCCUUUAGACUGCAAACCUGCUGGACAGGGUUGGUGACAAAGAUUCCCACUCAGUAUUCAAAGCUAAUAGACCGAGUGGAGCAAAAGCAGAGUAAUAACAGACAAUGAUAUGACACUGUGUCUGACGGUAGAUUCUCAGGAUGUGUAAAUGUGUGCAGGGCAGAACAACAGGUUUGUUUGUUCAUUAAAAAAAAAGGUUCAGUGUUCCAUAGAGAGACGUUGUGAUUUCUUUGUGCAGAUAAAAAUGAAUGCGGUUCAAAGAGGAUUUGUUUGAUUCGUAGGAAAAGCAACUUCACGCAGUGCUUUGACGAGCAAGCAAACAGUGAAAGACUACCAAGCAAACACGCCAUGCCUGCAAAUGAUUUAACAAUCACAUCCCUGAAAUGACCAUUUCUUUACCUCAGCCAAGCAGAGAGCGUGUUUUUAGUCAGAAUAGGUUUCAAUAAGAAGCAUUUGUUGAUUCUUAAAUUGUCCUGUACCUGUAAGCGUCUACAGUCUGCUGUGAAUGAAAACUUUUCUUCUCCCCCCUGUGUUUCAGGACUAAUAACGUGGCUCUGAAAAACUCCUUCUGUUUGUGGUUGGCGUGUUAAUAAAAUGAUGACUAUGGUCUGAAAAGUAAGAAAAUGAUGAGAAGAAUGUGUCAAUCUGUGUUUCCAGGAGCGCUGGAUAUCUCCCAUAAGAUCCUUGUUUUAAUAAAAUAAAGAAACCAGAAUAUUUCCACUUUUCAGCACCUCGAGUUUGAUAAUCAUGUCCCCUUCAGGCUCAACAGUGUCUGAAACCUCUAAGUGUUUUUAUCGUUGACAGACGAUGGAUAAAAGGUGAAGUGCGGGAGAACAGAGUUUGACUCUAUAAGUUUAAGAGUCACUGUUAAUAACCUCUGUGAAACUCGACUCUUCCUGUCCAUAUGUUUCACAUUUAGAGCUCUUCAGUGGCUCAAAGGACUUCAUAUUUCUAUUUCUCUGCUGCCUUUUAAUGUGAAACAUCUGCAGGAAGUGUUUAGUGUCAGGAGCAGUAGCACAGCUCCAAAUGAAGAUCUCUAAAUAGCCAUAAGUGGAAUUACUGAGUGAAUAUUAGCGGUUUAAAAAAGUAGAUUUAUGGCUGUUUAAUUGGUGCUCUGUGAUUAAAGAAGACCCUCCUCUUCCCUGCAGUGAAGGAGAAAGGAGAGUCCAAACCCAGACAGCACACCAUCGACUUAAGUCAGAUGGCCGUCCCCAUCCAGCUUGCCCAGGAGAAGAAACCCAGCCCCGAGUCCCCCAGACCCUCCACCUCAGAGGCUGAAGCCAGCGCUGAGUACGUCCCACCAGGUACGCCUACACGGUCUGCUGCAAACGCACAAACUGAGAACUAUGUCAGCUGAGGGGGAAGGAGGUGCAGAUCUGAUACUUGAAGCUCCUGUGAGGAGGUUUUAGCAGGUUGUGAAACAGGCUGAGAUUAAUACUGAUCUGAAAAAGUCCUGAAAGUGCUGUCAAAGGGUACAACCCAGACUAGGUGAAACAGACUCUAGAUUUACGUUGAUUGAUGGGCAUCUCACAGGAACAAACUAAACAUCAAAAUAAACCUUUAAUGUGACACCAUGAGGUCAGUCCUCUGUUUUGUUCCUUCAAGAGAGAGAGAAAAAAAAACAAGUUAAUUCUUUGUUUUUUCCAUGUUUGAAUAAACCCCUCUCACACCUGGUAUCUCACUCCAUGCUCUCAGGCAAAGUCAGCAGGCUCACUGUGUCCGCAGAUGACGAGGACGUGGUCAUGUCCUCCACUCAGCAGCUGGUGAAGCCGUUCAAGACCACCAUCAGCCAGGUGACCAUGGUGACCAAACCUGUUGGAGUCCCCACUGCAGCUUUGCAAGUUAGUCAAACGGUGAGACAAGACGUCAGGUGGAGACUUGUGGUAAUCAUAAUGAGGUUGUUGGUUGUAAGCUAUAAAGGGUGAAUGGAUAAAUGUCAGGGAUUCAACAGGAGGAAAUAUGUCCACUAUGUUGGUGUUUACGAUUUCAAAUAUGCCCAAACUCCAGGUUCAUUCCCUCUUUUACCUCGCAUUUUUUCCCUCAAGCUUAAACGGCCACUUUUACCAAAUAAGACAAACAUUUCCCUCUUUUCACCCAGAGUAUGAAAGCAAAUGUGCAUUUACGUGUGCAGCUUUUUGAGUCUGAUCCAGCAGAGGUGAGAAGAAUUGUUGGUUUGUGGUGAUGAAAACCUACAAAUAUGCUUCCUAGAAACACAACGAACACCACAAACCACUGCGGAUAAGUCUCCGAGUUUUUCAGGAGAAAUUUCUCCACUCAGAGUAAACAAACUUCAUACCGAGUGUUUGGGUUUAUUUGCCUUUUUGAAAUUAGACAAUUUAGUUGAAAAGACCCAAAAGUUAUGAUGGUUAGCCACUUUAUAUAAAUGUAAUGAGUGGUAAAGGUUUGACUGGACAGAAAUAACCCAAGAUAAUACUAAACCAUUACUUCAAAUUGGUUAAAUUUGAAUAAAAUGGGUAAGUUUUCAAAACAGGAGUGUUGUUCUCAGAGUUAAAUCUGGAAUACAGAUUUUCUGAAGGUGACCCAUGAGGAUCACGUACACAUGAAAAAUGACAUUUUGAAAAAAGAGGGUAGUACACUGUUUUGUGAAGUAUUGAGAAUUUAAGGAUAUCCAUAAGAUAAACUGUCAUUGUGCUGUUAUUCCUGACACGCCUGAAGUCAACCUGCUGUUUUAAAUCGAUAGCAGUGAGUCGUAUCAGCUGUUUAUGAUUAUUUACAAGCUUUGGAUAAACUUCAAAAUGGGAUACUCCCUCAGCCGCCAGCUAUCAGUUCAACACAACAAACAACCCUGGGAUAGUUAAAAGCAAUCUGGUUUUGAUUUGGGCUUUUCUUUGUGUGUGAAAACAAGCUAUGACAGCAUCAGGGUAUGGAGCCCAAGGAGCUCAUCCAGUUUCGAUAAAACCAGCGAUAUUAGAGCUACAUCUAGAGAUAAAAAAUUUAAAACCAAAGUCCACGUUUCAUAAGCUGUAAUCACAGGCUAAGGCUGAUCUGUGCAAACUUUAAAACUCUAUUGGUGAUAUCAGAAGGGCAACCAGACUAUCAUGAAGAGGAAUGUGAAUCAUCUGGUGAAGUUAAGCUGAACAGCUGAGGGCAAACAAUGGUGGCAAAAGCACGCACAGCCUCUCCUCAUUACAAACACAGCUUCUUACACAGUUGAUUCAGUGUCUGAAAUGACAGUAUGAUGCUGAUGGGUUCAUGCUUAUGUUGAGGUUUAACUCUUCUGUUUCUGAUUUUAGAUCAGGGCCCGUAUGCACGUUGAAAGCGUUUAGCGUAAACGCGAUUAGGGCUUAAACGCGUUUAGUUAUACGGGCCUUAAACGCGUUUAGUUCCUAUACGAUUUUGGUAUGCACAAUGCUGUAAACGGAACCGUAUAGCUAACCGCGUUUACUGUGUCUUAAACGGGUCGAGUGACGGUUCGACUGACUGUCGACUGAUCCACUCCUACCAACUCCCCACACAAGUCUUGGAAAGAAGAAGUGGCGUAGUACCGUAAGGUUACGAGGACUUGUUGUAGUGGAGUGAGGGUGAAUCCUCGGUUCGAAAGUUCAAUUUCAGCGGAAAUCUCCUGUGUGAGGUCGAGAAUAUGGUGCCGUCGAAAUCUAAACUUACGGAACACUUCGCGGUCGUCAUACGUGUCGAAGGGGUGUUUUCUGUCACGAAAAAUCCUGUUUCGACGCAAUUGUCGCCGCUGUCUUCCUUGGAACAACAAGAGUGCCGCCGUAUUUAAACGCGUAUAGACCUGCUAUUGGACCCCCAGAGGUGCGAUAACUUUGAACGCGAAAAUCCGUAUAGGAACGGCUAUACGAAGUGACGUGCAUACCGACAUUUUUGGCGUUUAGGAGUUAACGCGUUUUGCCAAGCAACGUGCAGGUUAGGUUACUAAAUCUUCAAAACAUACAGGCUAAAAUUCGUUUAAAUGGAAAUGACCCUUUAAUCUAGACGUUUUUAAAACUUGUAGAAACACUCUCAGCAUCUUAGCUAAGGACUGCUGCUCUGCUAACGUCCCUAACUAACCUUCCUGUGUGUGUGUGUGUGUGUGUGUGUGUGUGUGUGUGUGUGUGUGUGUGUGUGUGUGUGUGUGUUUCAGCCCUCUGACAGUCAGAGUAAAACAGAAACCGUGUUGGAGGUGGGAGAAAUGGAGGGCGACACUCUGGACCCUCAAACCGGCUUGUUUUACCGCUCCAGCCAGUCAGCCACAGAGCCCACGAAACAAAUCCCUCACUCUGCAGCCGCUCAGCCUCCACCUGUCAGCCAGGCAGAGCAGAGCCAGCAGACCUCCACCUCCACCUCCACCCAGCCUCCUCCUCCACCUCCUCCACAGCUGCAGAGCAAACCUCAGAUCAGCCAACCUUCCUCGUCCUCCUCCACCUUCCCCUCCACUCCCCCUCACAUUAAGAAACAACUCCCCAAACUCCACGUGCAGAGUCCGCCCAAACCGCAGGUCCUGACCCAGAGCCCCAAAGACAGACCCGUGGCUGCUCCAGCACAGGCCGGGGCAAAGGUCACAAGCCCGGGAACGCCGACUAAGCCUCUGGUGACGCCGCAGCUACCAAAGCUCCAACAAGCACCCACAUCCCACCACAGACCCCUGCACACACCCAUGUCUCACCCUCCUCCACUGCAGGCGCACCACCCGGUCAGCACAGAGAAGACCUCCUCCAGUCAGGUGAGGGUUUACACCGACACUCUGCAGCACCAACAGGAGGGAGAAACAAACAACUCGGGGCUUUUCUAACAUGGUGACAAAACCAGGUUGUGUAGCAGAGCUGUGGGGUUCCCCUGCAGUCUUUUCAUGUUUACUUACACAGGCUGAUAAGCAGCAAUAUAACAGGUUUACAGCUGUAUUUAUGCAGACUGCAGCUACUGCUCUGCUCUGUUUUAUGACACUGAAUUUACAUCUGCUCAGAUGUGCUGUAGCUCUCUGUCUCACUAACCGUUUAGGGACUUUCUCCAGAGUGACACCAGGUUCUUGCAGUCAUGCAGUGAGGAGAGAUAACUGUAGUAAAUGAGAUGCUGUCAGGUUACAAAUGAAUGACUGUCUGACUGUCAGAAAUUCUUUUAAAUGUCUUCUGUCUGUUAAACUAUCCUCCCCACAGCAGCCGAUCAUCACACAAAGCGCCACCGUCACUAAGAUCUCCUUCGGCAGCUCCCAUCAUUCAACGCCGGUCUUCAGCAGCGGCGAGGCCACGGCCAAACUGAUCCCAGAGUCCAGCUCCGGGCCCUCAGGAAGCAAAUCCUCAGUGUCAGAUAUCCUGAAGAUCUCUAUGAUGGAGGCGGAGAUCGACCCCAGCACCGAGCCCAUGGUGGUGGAUUCCUCCAGCGACUGCGGCCCUCUGGGGAAAGCUCUGGAGGUCCAGGCCAUGUCAGGCACACUGGACUCAGGCCAGUUCAUCAGCAGCUCCGGGACCUCCAUACAUCAUUCCCACGCAAAGCCGCAGCAGUUCAGCUGCAUGCCGAGCCUGGCUGCACAAAGGAGCAAAGAGGACCUGGAGGUCAUUGAGGUAAAAUGUUUCGAUGUAAUAAACCGCAGAGGGUAAGACAGGGAUUGAUGAUAGGACGUCUUUCUUGUGCUGACAUCUUUGAUUAAAACUGCAGCUUAAGAAAAAGACGUCAUGGUGGUUAAAAUGAAGAAGAAAACCAGACACUGACUUUUUUAAAGAGUGGAAAUUUAAUUUAGAGUUGUCCAGCACAUCAAAUUCAUCAUUGACAGUUUAUAAACGUUGAUUUUAAAUUCUCUGAGAUUGAUUAAACAGUACACUUUCAGCCAAAGACUACAUAUGGGGAUAAAAAGCAGCUUUCUAUACUUUUGUGACACCAAUCCUCUGUAUCCUUGUUUCAUUUUAAAAGUAUAUUAUUGCAAUAGUAGGGAAUUUGAUUGACAGGUAUAUCUGUGGAUGCAUUAGUCCAUUAUUGAAUUAACCACACCUGUGCCACAGAGAUUGGAGCUGUUGUGAUGCUUGCAGGGCUUGGGCUUGACGCCUGUGUCAUUCUGAUGUACAUUUAAAGGGAUAUUCUGGCGUAAAAUUAAUUUAGGGUCAAUCACACAGUAACACUGAGUUAGACACACCGUUGAGAGAUGAAUUUUGUCGACCGCUUGCUUCUUUAGUUAUACCAACUUUAGUAACGACCGCAGAUAGCAAUACACAGCGGUCCCAGGAGCCACGCGCUCUAGGCCUGGACGAUAUAGAAAAAAAGCAUAUCGAUAAAAAAUAAAUCAUAUUGAUCGAUAUCGAUAAUUAUCGAUAGAAUUAUUAUAAUUAUUUAACAUAUAUUUUAAUUGCAGCCCUGGAUGUUUUAUGCUAUUGCUUAAUGACCUACUUUUAAUAAAGAACACAGAAGCACUGAAUUCAAAUUCAAACCUUUAUUCAACCACCUUUUUUAUUUUACCACAACUGAAAGUUUUUUAAAAAAGAACUAAAAAAAAAAAGAAAUCAACUUAAGGGGCCUGAGUGACGUCAGUAAAUACUGACAAACAUAAAGACUAAAGUGACCAGAAAAUCUGAUAAAUAAAUAUUUAAAUAGUCAUUUGAUGAAAAUAAACAAAACAAACAAAUAUAUAAAUAAACAGAAUAGCUUAAGGUGGGAAUAGCAUACUACCAGUUUUAACCGUGUGGGAAACUGCCCACAGCCUGGUGUCUGAACACUGAAAUAUUUCUCCCGGGGUCGGGAGAUUUAUUAUUUUUAAUUAUCAUGUGAUUGACUUGAUACACAAACUGAGCACGAGAAGCAGGACUUAUCCACGCCGGUGUUGUGUCGUAGAAUGCACCCCUGCCGAAUGCACCCCCUGCUAGUAGCCAUGAUCCAAAUACUCGCGUCUUUGUAAAAUAUGAGCUCAUUUUCUUCCACUUUAAGAAGCUAAUGAGUGGACGGGAUGCAGGGGUGCAUUCUUCUCACCUUUUCAACCCCUGACCCAUUUUCAUGCCUGAAGCGCUGUGUUUGAGAAAUACUUGCCGGCCGGGCACUUCAUAUCGCGGGUCGAGAGUGGCUAGAAGCUGGUCGAAGCCAGGCUUUUCAACGGUAGUUAUUGGCAGUAUGUCCCUCGCUAUGCAGCAUGUUACUGCAUGGGUGAUGUCCUUAUGCCGCUCGGACGCUUUGUCGUAUUUUGGCAAGAAACGAAGUCCAGUUUGGUCUGCUUCACUUGCUUUGUGCUGGUGCUGGCAGCGGUUCCAGAGGAUUCCUCCUCCGACGACGUGGAGCCGCGGCGCGUCCGACACAGCUCGUACUCCUGUGGGUGCGACCGGUUUAGAUGGUAAAACAAGUUGGUUGUGUUACCAGACUUGGUUUUUACUAAUUCUCUGCAAAUUUUGCAAACGACCGCUGUUCGCUUUUUGUCAGACUUCUAAAAACCAAAACAUUGCCAUGCUGGUGAACUACUGAAACCUUUUUUCGGGACAAUUUCCUCCGCUUCUCCUUGCUGUAUCAUUUUUUCUAAUACACGUGCUGUCUGUUGUGGUUUGAUAGGGGCUGGGCUUGGUGCCGUAGCGUACCUGGGUCUGCGUUUGUGAUUGGUUGGGAGGAAGUAAUGACUGUAGCAAAAGCUACAUGAUAGGCUAUGAUGAAAAAGAAAGGGAAACUGUGUUUUUCUAUCGAACUUUUUAUCGACCCGUUUUUUUUCUAUCGCAGCACACGUCUAUCGAUCGAUAUAUAUUGUUAUCGAAUUAUCGUCCAGCACUAACGCGCUCAAUCAAAAAGCCACUCUAUAGCCACAAAUAAUGCUCAGAACAGCACCUAACUUCAUCAACAGGACAUAUAGGGUCCCAGCCAUAGCACUAGCCACCAAACAUCUUUUAGCUUUGCCUGAUUUCUUUAGCAAAGAGACUAAACACAACUCACCUACUCUCUUCCAGCAGCCGCUUGUCUCUACAGAUACCUCAGGCAAGUCCACUACUGCAGCGGGGUGACGCAGCUCAAGGAAGAACAUUUUUGGUCAUUACUUUAUCAUUUCCUUGCAGUAAUAAUCAUCAUAUUAAUCAUUUUACUCUGCAGACGCGGUAGUUCUUCUGCCUUAGCCUCUUGGUCUGAUUGCAUCACCAUGAAGAAAUUAUCAUAAAUGUUCUUCCUUGAGCUGCGUCACCCCGCAGCAGCCCAUAAUGGAUUGGCCCGAGGUCUCGCUACAAACAAGCGGCUGCUGGAAGCGAUUAGGUGAAUUGUGUUAAGUCUUAGGCAAAGUUAAAAAGAUGUUUGGUAUCUAGUACUAUGGCUGUGACCCUAAAUGUACUGUUGAUGAAGUUAGGUGCUGUUCUGAGCAUUAUUUGUGGUUAUAGAGUGGCGUUUUGGUUGAGCGUGUGGCUCUCUGUAUUGCUAUCGUGCGGUAGUUAGUCAAGUUGGUAUAACUAGAGAAGCAAGCGAUCAGCAACAUUCAUCUCUCAAGGGGGUGUCUAACUCGGUGUUAUGGUGUGUUUGGGUAUCCCUUUAAGUUAGUAAAGAGGUGCACACAGACUUUGGUUAAUUUGAGUAAAAUAAAAAUAAUGUCAUGAUGUCGUAUUAUCAGGAUUUAUCCAGACUGAAGCCCAAAUGUGUGUCUAACAUGUGUAGGUGAUUCCUCAGUACUCCAUCUUGCCUGACUCCAGCCAAUCCAACGUGGUGGUGGAGCCCAGCGGCUUCCUGGAGAUCACCAACUACACCAGCCAGCAGCUGGAGGAGGACAGCCCCAUGGAGCAGGAGGUGGACAGCAGCAACGACGAGGCAGCGGCCGCCAGCCCCCCUGACCAACCAUAAGCACACACCAGGCUCAAGAUUCCGUUUCUUCUCAAACCCAGUGGACAAAGACUUUCUGGAAGAUUUCCUUUUGAAAUGGCAAGAGCGGGACUGCUCUUUGUUUUUCUUGUAAAUAUUAGUUUACUAUAAGCCCUUUAUUCCUCCCCUGGACUAAUGAAACAUGUGUUUUUUAUUUCCAGUGAGGAACGCUGGAUGUAGAAUGUGGGAGCAGAGUGAAAGGAUUUAAAGCGACCCCGUACAGCUGGAGAGAAGCUAGUCCAAACAAACAGGACUUCAUUAUUCCAGUUCAUUAAUGUUGGUACUUGCAGGACUUUGCAAGGCAGUCACACAUCCAUGAAACUGAUUAUUUGGAUUUUUUGGACCUGCUCGUACUUUCAGAAACAUACAGCUGGAUUAGAUCUCUGAAGGCCUGCAUUUAUUUUUAAUUGUCCAAGGUUUCAGAUACCUCUUUCCAAUUAUUGGCUUUGGUCUCUUCAGAUUUUUGCACACUGACUCUCCUGCUGACGGUGAUCCUCUUUAGAGGACCCGUCGGUUUGAACCGAACAGUAUUUCGUUGACUGAAGUGGAACUUUGCAGCAGUAAAAUCUCUUAAAACACUUAUGGGAUUUAAGUUUUCAGAAGAGAGAAGAAAAGCUGCUGCAGAUUGAAUUUCUGUGUGGAACCAGAAAAGAGUCCUGGAGGACAGAUCAAGUCCAGCACAGAAUGUGUUACUGCUCACUGUAACUGUCGAAUGAGAAUACAAAUGUACCUAUUUUGUAAAAUAUAUUCUGGAUUUCGAAAACUUGCUGUAAGAAUUUCGCUCCGUAUGGCUUUGCUUGUUGCAUAGUGUGUUUUAAACUAUGCAUUUCUUUUAUACCUUUUCAAACUAGGGGACUGGUUGAGAACGGUUGUUUAAUCUGCUAAAUAAAUCAGCUGAGUAGACCACGCUGUUUUAUACUGUUGAAUUGAUGAUUAAUGGGGAUUGGAGUAAGAGGCAGUUUUAAACUAUAAAAGAAAGAAUGCGCUGAAAAACUCUCCCAACAUGUUUUAAAAGUUGGAAAAUGCUUUCAGACCAUAAAAGUAGGGGUUGACUAAUACUGCUUUUCAAGAUCAAACAUCUUAACUGAAUAUUCAACACCUUAUUUAGAUACACAUGCAAACAGUUGACCCGUUACACUUACAAUAUAGUCACGUGUUGAGUGACAUUUACUGUUGUGAUAGUGUUGUGGGCCAGACAUAAGGAAGCAAACAGGAACUGAGCAUGAACAAGAGGAUUUAAAGGGAUAUUCCAGUGUAAAAUUAAUUUAGGGUCAAACACACCAUAACACCGAGUUAGACAACCCCCCGAGAGAUGAAUGUUCCCGACCACUUGCUUCUCUAGUUAUAUCAACUUUAGUAACAACCGCAUGAUAUCAUUUUUUCAUGGAAAUGCAAUCGGACCGAGACGCUAAGGCAGAAGAACUACCGUGUCUGCAGUGCAAAAUGAUUAAUAUGGUGAUUAUUACUUCAAGGAAAUGAUACAGAAAUGAUCAUAAAUGUUCCUCUUGAGAUUUGUCACCCCGCUGCAGUCGGUAAUGGACUUGCUCGAAGUCUCCGUACAAACUAGCGGCUGCUGGAAGAGAGUAGGCGAGUUGUGUUUUGUCUCUUUGCUAAAAAAAGAAGUAAAGGACCCUAUAUGUCCUGUUGAUGAAGUUAGGUGCUGUUCUGAGCAUUAUUUUUGGCUAUAAAGUGGCGUUUUGGUUGAGGUUUGUUUAUGGCUUCUCAGACUGCUGUGUAUUGCUAUCGUGCAGUAUCCACCGGAAUAUCCCUUUAAAUGCAAGAAACCGUUCUGCAUUAAGAGCAAAUAUGGUGGUACAAAGAAAAGUUAAUGAUUCUGAUAUGUAAACAGCACUGACUUGGAAAACUCUAAGACUACUUAAGACCUGGAGAUAGAGCACAGACUGAGUAAUUUGCUAAGCUCUGUGUAGCCUGAAUUACUGUAAUAACUUCUGCUAAGUCACAUCAUGACAGGACUAUUUGUUGUUGUUGGGAUCAAACCUCUAAAUUUUCUCCUCUGCAGGUUUAAAAACCAGCCAAACUCUCGAGCUACAGCAUGUUCAGGUUCGUAAAAACACAGAGGUCAGAUUUACGACACUUUUAUGAGCCUUUUUGGCCACAUUUGAUCAUUAUAUAUCUAUUUACACUUGGCCUGAAAUUGGCUCAGGCGGCCAAAAAUACAUAUCUGGAAUUUAUGGUGGCUCCUACUGGCAGGAAUAAAAGCAUAUUUAUUGUGUUAUAAAGACGCUUUGAGCCAAGUGUGGAUGGUUAUUAGACACUGUGCUGUGGUGUUUGAGGUUUUUCUCCCAGCUCUGCUCUCUUGUAAAAUGUUAAUGCUCACUCUCGACUAGAAUCCAGCUUCACUCUGGCUCUUUUUCCUGCUGAUGUUGAAAGUGAUACUCGAGGCUCCUGGGGGGCUCAGAUCCAGCUCGCAGCAUCUGAUUGGUCGGCCUACACCUAAAGACAUGUGGAUCUGUUUAGGAGCAUGCUGACUUACCGUCCCCCCCAGCCUGCACCCCCUGUUUGGAUAAUGUUGCUCAAGUCCCACCGGAGAGCACAGUUUACUCUACUCUGCUGACUCACCUGACCAAGACACAGCUACAGAGAUGGUAUGUAUCACCCUGUGUUUAACAAAGAAUGACUACAUUAACCCUUUAUUACAUAUUUUCAGGUUUAAGAAUUCUAUAUAACUCCUUAUCUUAUAUAUAAAGACACCAGACAAGUCCAUAUUUACACUUCUCCUCACCAAAAUUAUUUGUUUUUAAUAAGUGAAUACACCCACUUUGGUUUCAUUUAUGAUUACGUCUUAACACUAACUUCCUUUUAUUAUAAAUCAACUCACCUGAGCAAGGUGAUGUUUUUUUAACAUAAAACAAUGUUACCUGUACAGGGUUUUUGAAUCAUAACUAUCGGCCUUUUCUCUCUCAUGCCAAAGUCUCUUUAUGGUCGCUCCAUGUCUGUUUUCUUUAAUUUGUUCAAAGUCUCUUUCACUCUGCAUCUUUUUGGUCUCAUCUCUCGGUAAUGUCUGCGUUUUCUCUCCACCUUUCGCUUCAUUUUCUGCUAACUUUCUGUGCUAAAGUUCUGGAUACCUGAGAGAAAAAAAUGUGACAGCGUCCACUUUACAUGAGUAACCGAUCAAUAGUUGAAGGCCGUGAUCACAGCUAAAAUAUCAACUAUACAGGGAGUCAAAGUUUAAACUAUUGUGCUAUUUUUGCUCCUGUCUUUGUCAGUGGAGAUGAUGCAAACUGAAAUGAUGUAAUGAAAAUCCCCCCAAAUUUAAGAGUAAAUCAUUGUUAAUCAUCUUGAUAGUCAUAUAGUCAUCAUUUUGGUAGUCAUCAUUUCUUAGUAUUUGUCAUCAUUUCGUUAACAUUAAUAGUCAGUUAAACCGCGCAGGAAAGACUCACGGUGUAACAUGCUGUUAGGAGUUUCAUCCAUCACGUCGAUGAUCUAUCACAGGGGCCAGAGCAGCAUUCCUCCAGCUUUAGUUUUCUGGAUUUCUCUUCUGUCUGUUUGUUAGUCAGGGUGAGUCUGUGCUGAGUUCCUCCGCUCUACUUUUGAUACUCACCGGUUUCUUUGGAAAGAUAUGACUAAAGAAUGGACUGAACACAAUAAAUCACCUCUUAGAAACAAAACUACAAAGAAACACCUCCCCACAGACGUUUAACUUUAAGUACCACAAUGUCACAAUGAUCUGUUUGUUAUCGACCAGGUUUGUGGAAAUCUGAGACUUUUGUAAGUCAUUGUAGUUUCAACCAUAAAUUAACUUUUGGACCUGCAUUUUUAAACUGUUUAACCUACUAUUUACAGUGAAACUGAGACUCACUAGAAGCACAUGAACAGGCAUCACUUUGAUGAAUGGAAAGACAAUAAACCCUGUAAAUUAAAGACAUGACAGGGUUUAUUUUGCAGUCAUCUCUGGAGGGACAUAUUCACUUCAGCCCCUAAUUCAUUAAUUGGUCUUCAAACAAUCGACAGGAAGUAACAGGAAGUCCUGGCUUGAAGAUUUUCAUCACUUACCCCUGGCUGCACGUUGGCCAUUGUUUCCAGAGGUGUCCUCUUUAUCAUUGUGAGACAAUGAGAAUCCAGAAAUAGUGUUGAAAGAAAAGCCACAUGAAUUAGUUGUUGAGUGACUUACUAUCCUAGCAGUCCACAGCUAUGUCACAUUUCCUUGUUCUGAUUGAUUUAUGUGGGAGAGUCAUUUUGGUCCAUAUCAUUGAGGCCUCCCUCUUCUUAUCAUGGGAUGAACAAUGGGCUUCAUAAACAAUUUUCAAUGAUUCAAACAUGAUUUUUACUUUGUCUGCAUUUGUCACUAGUGAGGUGAAGAGACGGAACAAACAGUUCAAACUAUUUCCAGCGCCCUGGUUUUUAUUCAUUCCUGUCCUUUUUUGGUGAAAGUCCCAGAGUUGAAACAAGUGUGAUGCAAAAGUAUCUCUCUGUAAAAAAAAAAAAAAUGAUUGGCAGCUAGCUUUGGGGAUUGUACUGUAAGUGCAUUACUAGGCAGCUGAUUGGUAAACAAAACCUCAACAAAAUGAGAAGGAACGCAAGGUUUGGAGCUGUUAGAGUGAUGGUGUUUUCAUUCUUCAAUGUAUAACCCACGAGCCACUGACUAACUUGUUAGUUUUGGUCAUAGACUGUAUACAGAAGUAAUUAAGGAGUUCAUGUUUUCUAUGAUUGACACUUGAUACAGCCUAUGAGCUUACGAAGAUUGCGUAGCUCACCCGGGGGAUACGCUGUUUGAGUUGAGCGUCAUCUUUUGUACCAACAGCCAUCAGACUUUUUAACUAUUUUGUAAAUAGUAGAUAACUUUUAGAGACAUGUCAGGUGAGACAACAGGCAAUUGAAGCGACUCUCGGCCACUCUCCCGUCAAAUACGUACAAUGCUAAUGCGCAAGUGGUGGAGUGCGUACAACAAUACUGCGCUAUGUUGGUUUCAGGAAAUGAAGAAAAAUCACGGAAAUACCGAGAGCUUUUUUGGCUUCAAAUCCGUAUACUGGUGGAAGGCGGAACCAAAUUGUCCAUAGUAUAUACAGUCUAUGGUAUUGGUCAAUCAGAUAGUAGUAGCAGGUUUGAAAAAGACACACCGCCACCUACUGCAACGGAGGCGGACAUGCAUCAUGUCAGUAAUUCAGUUCUUGUCCAGUGCUUGUAAACUGAGAUAAGAACAGCAGACCAGUUAAACUGCCUUAUCGAGCUCUGGCUGUAGCUCCACUUCACUGUGCAUGUAAACAUACUGACAGACAUGUCACACAAUCAUGUGACGCUAACCAAUCAGGUAGUGUUGUGGGUGGGACAUAAGAUGAGACAGAGUGGUGAGUGAAAACAGACCUAAAGAGAAAUACACACAUCAUGGCUCCACAGUAGUGCGUUUUCUAAUCAAAAUAUUACAGCCCCAAUCAGCCCGAUAAUUGACUAAGGCGUAUAAUCAUAAUAGACCCAUUAUGGUAACAUCUCUGGCUUAGUUCUGAGGAAACAACUGGUAUAAAUUUGUGACUUUAGGGAUAGCAUAACAGACGCAUUUUUGACAGAUUUAGAGUGGACAAAGAGCUCAGUGAUUUACUGUUGCUCUUGUAUUGCUUGCUGUAACUGUAAUAUUGCUGCUGCCUAUCAAAGGCGGUAGAAUUCAUGAUGUGGUUAACUAGAAUAAGUGUUCAAAAGUUUGAAGCUGAAAGCUGAAAGACUCAUGUCUGUGAGGUUAAAAUAGGAAUGUCUUCGUUUUUCUGGACUCAGGGUGAUCAGGGCUGCAUUCAUAAGUUUUAUCAGACAAUACCAUGUAAAAUAUGUCUGUGAUGAUGAUUCAGUCCUCUUUCCAUCUGUUUUAAGUCAAGAAACCAUCUUUGGGAGUAUCCUCCUGUUGAUGGAUGUGCAUGUUGGCCUGUGUGUGUUUGUGUGUGACUGGCUGUGCCUCGCUCCAUGAUCUCCAAGCUCAACAGCGGGCAAACUGAGCGCACAUAUCAUCCUAUUAUUCAUCCACAGAAAUCCCAGAGCUCUCACUCUGCGCUCAAUAUCCCGAUUUAUCUCCGAGGAGCAUGGGAAAGGUCAAAGGUGAUCAGCCCGGGCUUAUUCCCUUCAGCUACAUGAAUUUAAUGGAAGCUAUUUCUGUGUUUAUGCUGCUAUAAACUUUUAUUUGUGAUGUCUCUGGUUGUUUACCUCGAGAUUGCUGUGCGUGUGUUUGGGAAUUAAAACAAGAGAAGCAGAAAUAGGCGGGACACACUCUCAGAACAAUGCUAUCAAACAUCCUGCAUCUGCUGUUUCUGAAAUAAAUAAUAAAUAUUUAAGGGGAAAAAAGGGUAUAUUGACUUUCUUUGAGGUCCCUCCAAGAACAUUGUGUGUGAGCCUCCAGGUUGAGUCAGUUCGAAGUCAGCAUGUCUGUUUUAUGAGCGGGUCAAGAUGUUGGGCAUAUGGCUGUGAGAUAAUCACAAUAUCAUGCCAGAGUUUCCAGUUACAUUGUCUAUGCACAUGCUGAGGAGUUUUAUUUAUUUGUGUGAUGUGAGCUCAUGGUUAUAAAUGAUUUCUCUGGGCUUCAGGUGAGUCAAUAUUUCUCACACGAGGUAAACAUGAGGUUUGAAGUGAGGGGUCAUCCAAAGUUUCUUUUCAUGAGAAACAAACACAUGGAAAAGUACAGCGAGCAGGAAAUAAUCUCAGGAUAUACCAAGUCGACUGAACAGAUCAUGGAUGUAAUCUCAGUGAUGUCACUAAUUGUUGCUGAAUCAGACUUUUUAUGCUUGAAGGGACAUUCGGGCGUAAAACAAACAUCAACCAAAACACUCUAUAGCCACAAAUAAUGCUCAGAACAGCACCUAACUUCAUCAACAGUACAUACAGGGUCCCAGCCAUAGUACUAGCCACCAAACAUCUAACUUUGUCUAAUUUCUUUAGCAAAGAGACUAAACACAACUCACCUACUCUCUUCCAGAGUAGUUGUUUGUAGCGAGACCUCGGGCCAGUCCAUUACGGACUACAGCGGGGUGACGAAGCCCAAGGAAGAACAUUUAAGAUCAUUUAUAUAGUGUUUAAGCAUUUUCUUUCCUUAAGACUGAUCAGUUUUGUUUGAUUUUUAUUACAAUUUCCAUGUAAAUUACCAGGAAACUAGUCACUUCCAAAUAUUACUCUUGGAAAUGCUGACUCUGCCCAUAAUGGAGCCCCUAAUGAUGCUAAAUAUCCUUUUUGAACCAGGCUGUAAACUAGCUUAUUGAUAGACUUUUAAACAAAGUGCUGUUUGGUGCAGCAUUGAUGAGACAUUCAAGGGACUGCUGUUGUUAAAGGAUUUGAAAGUUUUCUAUGAAAAUAAAUUCUGUAAAUUGAUUAUGGCCUGUAAAGUGUUCGCUUCACAAACCAUCUUCAUCAUCGUAGAUUUUAUGUUUUAGCCUACAGGUGAUUUCUUUGACUUCUUUUGCCUUUACUUUGCUGUUAUCGCUGCUUUUUCGCCACAAAAACCAUGACCGGACUUCUUUCCGUGAACCUGUAGCCCUUCAGAGUCUGUUAGUAGAACCGUAGCUAUGGCAACAGUGACUGUUGCUGUAAACUGUUCCUCUGUAAUGUCCAAUCAGAAUCAAGUACCAAACAUGGCAGUGUAAUAUGGAUAAUACUCGAUAUUUUUCAUAAAUCUCUGGAAUGAUCAGCCGAUCAAUCGAAGUUGUUACUUAAAUACUUGUUGAUACUUGUUUUUAUACCAUGAUUUUCUUUAAGACUGAAUUUAAGUUGCUGUAACGUCUGUAUUUGUGCCUCUAAAUACUGAAGUUCCUAAUUGAUAGAUGAUGAUAUGUGAUAUAUGUGUGGCCUAUAUAAAUGAAUGCUCUCUAAUCAAUAUUUAUGACAUCCUAAAAAAAUGGUUGUAGUUGUUUACUACAGUGUUUUUCUCUAUUUUCUCACUUUCUUUUUUUUUUCUUCUGUCUGAGUAACCUGCUCUUGUUUUUAGUUUGAAAAGACUUUGUUUGAUCUCAGCAGGGCUAAACAAUGAAAAACACAGGUUCAUUUUCAUUUAUGACUCAAUGCCCGGUCAUACAGCAGAGGAAAAGUAAGUGAGGUCUGCUCCCAAUUAAGGAACCACAAAUAUUUCCCGUAGGCCUCCUGAUUCUGUCUGUGCUCAUCUCAUAAACACAGGAAAAAAGAAAGGUGGUGGAAUUUUACAAAUGGAGAACAGGAAAGGGAACAAUGCCUCUUAGCAGGAUGGCACAGCUGUGAGGUGGUGCGAGGCUGUUUUGUCCUUAGGUCAGAAAACAUUAAAGCCACAGUUUGAAUCUGACACGGAGAUCUCACAGGUUUAAUCCUACUUUUCCUCGAGGGAGCUGAGUUUUUACCAUCUGUUUAACUUUUUCCCAAAUAGAGUUAGAUUAUAAAUAAAGUUAGAGUGUUUAGUCUCAUUUAAUGUCCAAGUGGGUCACUUUCCUGAAACACAGGGUGGAAACACUUUGUUAGAGAUCAAAUCUGGCAGCCAAAUUUAGACAAGAAGAGUACAGAGGUUUUUCCACUGGAAUAGAAAACACCACGUUGUGGAUUUAGACGAUAUGGGAUUUUUUUCAAUAGGCUACUUAAGAAUAAUAUUGGAUAUUACCAGCAUCUGAGGUUAAACUAUAUUAUUUAACAACAUUAUCAUUAUAUGCUGGUUUGGCUUAGCAUUUCAGGUUUGCACUCGUACAGAGGCUCAAGUCCAAACCAGCUGUGGUCUCUGGUUUGACUCCCAGCCCCAAACCUCUGCUGCAUGUCACUCUGGCUCACAAUUUCUCUCUAUUUACUUGCUGUCUAAUCUCAUAAAUCGUAUCAAUAUUGAAAGAAAAAUCCGUUGAAUCACUGGAAGUUUAUCAACCACCAUUACUGUAGUACCGAGACCAAGCCACCCUCCUGAGAAGUGUUCAAUUUUCUUAAUUUACCCCAACACAACAUUUGGUGAGCAAGUGUAGACUAUGGGAAUCACCUGAAGAUAUUAAAGCUCCAGUGAGGAACUCUGAGGUUUUUGUCAAAUUCAGUGCCUAAAAAAGCAACACUAUAAGAUUUAGUGAGUCUCAGUGUUGUCAAAAACCUCCUUACAAGAGCUUUAAUUAAGUUAAAUGUAUAGUGUCAUUGUUUGCAGAAGUAGCAGAAGAAGUAACACAAACCUGUACAAUAGGAGAGUACAAGUACCUCAAAACUGCAAUAUAUGUUGCUUUGAACAACUUAACACCCCAAAUAUCGUUGUGUGGAAGGACCAAAGUGUUCUAAAAUGUUAAACUUGUGUACAUUAAAUAUACUUAUGUAACUGCAGAGAGCUCAGAGAAGAAGGGCUUGAAUAAAUCACUGAACAAACAUAACCCCCGCUCACAUAAACACAGUCUAGACAGCUCUAGACAUGAGAUAAAAAAUGAAUGCUUCUGAGGUUUCCUGUCCCAGCUCAAUUUACAGAGUUACAAAAAGCAGAAGCUAAAUUGAAAAUACAACCAAACGGGCUUUCUGUGAGAUUUAGGAUGGUAGUAAAAAUCUAACACAAACACUCACUGAUGUGUUUCUAUUAGUGCCACACAGGGAAAUAAAGUUUAAAAUACUCCAUGACUACGACAAAGUCAGUCUGAUUUUUUGGAGAGCAUGUGAGAAAUUGUCAUUUUUGAGUCAAAAGUAAGACCCCCCUCCCCGACAUGAAACAGGAUGCCCCGUGGAUCACUUCCUGUACCACCCAGUCAGUAAAUUAUCAUCAGUGAGUGUCUCUCCGGGGAGGAGGAGGAGGAUCUGACUCACAGAGGAGGGAAACUUUCAUCAGACAGUUCAUAUAAAUCUUCUCAUGGUGGACAGCACUUUCUCAAUCUGUAAAACUCAAUCCAAUGUAAACACAGGAAAAGAAGAGCUGAGGAAAACCGGCUGCAGGGAGAUAACAAACAAGCGUUCAAAGGGAGGCGUAUCGAUCUUAAAUGUUAUGACCUUUGUCUGUUUUAUUGUGUUGUAAUUUAGUGUUGACAUGUGUUGUGUUAUGAUAUUUCUGUGUGAGUGAAAUAGUCCCUAAAACUUGUUGACAGGUACUACGCUACUACAAGUAACUCAUUAUGUGUCGACUCUUGUAAUGCCUCUUGGAUAAAAUCAGUUGAGUUUAGCCACAUGUCAUUAUGCUCAAGACUUUCCUAUUUGAUAAAGCUUCAAGUUAGAGCUGGUUCAGGCCUAGACCAGGUUUAGACUGUCUCACAUUAAGCACCUCACCCUCCUUCUCCAUCCUAUUUCUGUCUGUAUCACAAACUUUGAAUCAUAAAGUCUCAUCAGAAUCGCUCAUACACAGUCUUUUCUGGGAGUCUCUGAGCUCCUUCUUCUUGAAGGUACUCUGACAUUAGACAUUUUGCUGCCGUGGACCUGCCUGUUUCUAGCUGCUUUAGAGAGAUAUUACAACGUAGAAUUAAUUUAGGGUCAAACGCACUGUAACACCGAGUUAGACACCCUGUCGAGAGAAGAAUGUUGCCGACCGCUUGCUUCUCUAGUUAUACCAACUUUAGUAACGACCGCACAGAGAGCCACACGCUCAACCAAAACUCCACUCUAUAGCCACAAAUAAUGCUCAGAACAGCACCUAACUUCAUCAACAGGACAUAGAGGGUCCCAGCCAUAGUAUUAGCCACCAAACAUCUUUUUAACUUUGCCUAAGACUUAACACAACUCACCUACUCUCUUCCAGCAGCCGCUUGUUUGUAGCGAGACCUCAGGCCAGUCCAUACGGACUACUGCGGGGUGACCCUACAUAUAGGGUCCC